Molecule: messenger RNA, 249 nt
Organism: Echinostoma caproni
Lineage: Eukaryota; Metazoa; Platyhelminthes; Trematoda; Plagiorchiida; Echinostomatidae
Source: the annotation of a GenBank genome assembly
AUGGGACUUUUAGGUCUUACAGCGCCUGAGGUGUAUGGUGGAUUGAAUCAUGGAUUUCUGGCCCAGUGUUUGGCCGUGGAAGAAUUAUCGCGAGCAUCCGGUUCCGUUGGGCUAAGCUAUGGAGCCCAUGCGAACUUGUGCGUCAAUCAAUUGGUACGCCAUGCAAAUAAUGAACAAGCAAAAAGGUAUUUACCUGGUGUAAGUCUGUUUUUCUGGAAAAAAGACGCAGUAAUUUUGAAAAUAGAUUGA